GCUGUGAAGUCAACAGAGCAGAAGCAUUCGAUCGUACCCUGAUCAUCAACACUUCAAUUCUACCGACCAUAAUCGCUUCUGGAUAAUCGUCCGUUCAUAUCUACUCAACCCAUAUUCAAAACCUCCCGCUAGUAUGGCCGAAGGAACCACGCGUAAACAGGAGAAAGAUUUUACCAAAGAGGUGGACGAGGUUGUAACAGCGGCGGAGUCUCUCGUACGAAGUGGAAACAUACAGAAUGCGGUUGACAAGCUUUUGGUCUUAGAGAAGCAAACCAGGAAUGCUUCUGACCUUGCUUCGACCACCCGACUUCUCGUCAAAAUCGUCAGCAUCUUCUUCGAAGCAGGAGAUUUAGACUCCUUGGCACAACAUGUUCAACAACUAUCUCGUAAACAUGGACAAUUGAGGCAAGCUACAACCACCAUGGUAGAAAAAGUCAUGGAAUUCCUCCCGAAUGUCAAUGAGACGUCGAAAUGCAAGUUGCUCGAAGGAUUGCGGGAGGUAACCGAAGGAAAGAUCUACUUGGAAGUACAACGGGCUCGACUUACUAGACAACUAGCUCAAAUCAAAGAAGCAGCUGGAGAAGGUCGGAUUGCAAAUGAGUUGAUGCAAGAUUUGCAAGUCGAAACGUUUGGGUCAAUGGAUCGAAGAGAAAAGGUCGAGUUCAUCCUUGAGCAAAUGAGGCUGCUUCGUAUACAACGAGACUGGGAGAAAAUGGCUAUCGUUAGCAAAAAGAUCAACAACAAAUGGCUAAGUGAUCCAGAUAAUGAGGAUCUCAAGCUACAGUAUUACGCACUUAUGAUUACCUACGCUUCCCAAUCAUCUCGUUAUCUCGAUCUUUGUAAAUAUUACCGAGCGAUCCACGAGUCCUCCACCAUCCAAGCCGAUGUUGCCAAGUCAUCCGCAGCUCUGAGGAACGCUGUUUACUUUGUCAUCCUUGCACCUUACGAUAACGAGCAAAGUGAUCUAUUGAACCGGAUAGGUCGGUCUGAGGAUGAAUUGAAGCAGAUUGAAGGAGUCUAUGAUCUCGUAAAAUGCUUUACCACUCCUGAGCUAAUGCGCUGGCCAGGUAUUCAAGAGCUGUAUGGACCGACCUUGAGGAAAUCCAAAAUCUUCGGUCCCAAGGGCACGGCAGGCGUUCCUGGGGACAUUGAAGAAGACGUAGAGGCAGGCAGCGACCCAGGUGAAACUAGGUGGCAAGAGUUGCACAAGAGGGUGGUUGAACAUAACAUCCGCACGGUCUCAAAGUACUAUACUCGCCUAACCCUUCUCAGACUCUCUGAACUCCUAGAUCUAUCUGUGCCAGAAUCAGAGGAAACCUUGGCAAAGUUGGUGAGCUCUAAGACUGUAAGCGCGAAAAUUGACCGGCCUCGUGGACUAGUACAAUUCAAUCUUGGAAAUGAGUCAUCAAGUCAAGGCGAAAACAUCUUGAAUGUUUGGAAUAGUGAUGUUGGGAAGCUAUUGGGCCUUGUAGAGAAAACUGUACACCUUAUACAAAAAGAAUUUGCUUUACAAGGUAUCAAAUGAAACUUAUUCACUCUUGAUGUUCAUUUCUUUCGGUGGGCUGCCGUGACCACCAGGGCAUUUUCACUGGUCUACUUCCUAUUUUCCUGCCAGCUCUUGCGCCUUGCAAUGUGUUUUACAAAUGAUAAUAUAUACUGCUCUACACGCAGUUGCUUGAUAGCGU
Messenger RNA from Melampsora larici-populina 98AG31, 1685 nucleotides. RefSeq lists its product as uncharacterized. The transcript has 7 exons. The record is from RefSeq and is a predicted model, not a curated record. Lineage: Eukaryota; Fungi; Basidiomycota; Pucciniomycetes; Pucciniales; Melampsoraceae. Gene Ontology annotation, cellular component: cytoplasm; proteasome regulatory particle, lid subcomplex; nuclear proteasome complex. Bases 134 to 1525 code for a protein of 463 amino acids.